Messenger RNA from Durotheca rogersii, 2894 nucleotides. Its product is annotated as Calcium/proton exchanger. Gene Ontology annotation, molecular function: calcium:proton antiporter activity. Gene Ontology annotation, cellular component: fungal-type vacuole membrane. The transcript is spliced from 7 exons. The record is from RefSeq and is a predicted model, not a curated record. Lineage: Eukaryota; Fungi; Ascomycota; Sordariomycetes; Xylariales; Xylariaceae. Bases 694 to 2247 code for a protein of 517 amino acids. Gene Ontology annotation, biological process: intracellular calcium ion homeostasis; calcium ion transmembrane transport.
AAAAAAAGGGAAACAAGUCCUCUGAAGGGACAAGGGGAAAAAAAAAAGAGGCUUUCGUUGAUCAAGCUCCCAAGCCGUCUGCGCCUCGACUCAGACCUUGCUUAGAUUGUGCCCCAUCCUUUUGGGCAAGCUUUCUCUGCCUCACCACCCUCAGACUUUUAUCUCCCAAUGGCGAGUAAGUAAUAUCUCAAUCUGUUCUGAGGCUUCCCCCCAGUUUCCCUCCCCUAUUCGAUUCAACCUUGUCGUUCCGGCAACUCCUCUGCCCCUCUUCUCCCGGUGCCUAGUACUAAAAUUGCCCGUUGUACUCCGUCAAAAGCCUAAUCAAACUAUGGCCUUCUCCUCUCCCUCUCCUCUUCUCCCUUCUCUCCGUCUCUCUUUCGCACCCUCACUCUGCCCGCCUCCCUGCUCCGCACCGUGCCGUGUUUCCUGUUUCCUGUUUCCUGUUGCGCGCGCGCGUGUGCACCCGUGUUUCGGAUAGAGAGAAAUAUGCGGUACCUGACCUCGCGGAGACCCUAAACCAGCCCGGCCGCGCAGACCCCCCUUGCCUGACCUUUUACCAUAACACAUCAUCAUACCACGUAACCGUAACCGCACCAUAUCCUACUCCUGUCCCCCCCCCCCCCCCCGUCUCCGUAACAAAACAGAGUCGCGCGCAGACUGAGUUGUUGGUUGGCUGACCAUGACGGGCUGACGAUGGAUCGCUCUCUAGCCUUGCCGAGCUUCCAGGAAAGAGUACGCAAGACCAUAACCGGCAUGUCCGGCCACGACCACGAGAACAGGGAGCCGCAUGAGCGCACCGCUCUGCUAGGCAACGGCCGCGUCCCCACGAACGGGUCCGCCGACCGCAUCCACCAACAUUUCCAGCGCGGCGGCGCCUGGCAGUUCUUCUUCAAUUCGCGACAUACCCCCGGCACCGAUCACCCGAAGCCGGUCGUCAAGUAUCCGGCCAAUGUGUGGCAUGUCACCAAAGCGACUCUGCUGAGUAGCCCGGUCAAUAUCCUUCUCUUCGCCGUCCCAAUCGGCAUCGUUGCUGGUCAAGCCCGAUGGGACCCCAUUGCCGUUUUCGUCAUCAACUUUUUCGCCAUCAUCCCCUUGGCGGCCGUGCUCUCCUUCGCGACCGAGGAGAUAUCGGCCAAGCUCGGCGAGGCCCUGGGCGGCCUGCUCAAUGCCACUUUUGGCAAUGCCGUGGAGUUGAUCGUUAGCAUCAUCGCCUUGAGGGACAGGCAGAUCGAGGUGGUGAAGUCGUCGAUGAUUGGCUCGAUCCUCUCGAAUCUGCUCCUGGUCAUGGGCAUGUGUUUCUUCUUCGGCGGCAUCGUCAACAUGCGGGACGAGCUCGGAAACGGCCAGGAGCAAAGCUUCCGGACUAUCACCGCUCAGACGACUUCUUCCCUGAUGGCUCUGUCCGCUGCCUCCAUAGUCCUCCCCGGCACGCUGUUCAUGAUUAUCAACGGCGGUAAAGGUGACGAUGUGGAACGCAACCACAUCGUCCUCUCGCUCUCGCGCGGCACGGCCGUGAUCCUGCUGCUCCUAUACGUGCUGUACCUAUGGUUCCAGCUGCGGACUCACCACAACCUAUUCAGCGGCGAGUGCGUGCUCGAGUCGCAGCCGGAGUCGCAGCCGAUCGCGAACGGGAACGGGAACGGGGUGCUACCGAACGGGACGGCGGAGCACGGGCUGUCGGCGAUCGCCGAGGAUCACCACCGCCACGAGCUGGACGAGGAGCCGCACAUGAGCCCCUGGUCCGCCGGCGCUGUGCUCAUCGUCACGACGGUGCUCGUCUCCAUCUGCGCCGACUACCUGGUCGAGAGCAUCGACGAUCUCGUCGAGCGCGCGCACAUCAGCCGCAGCUUCAUCGGUCUCAUCCUCAUCCCCAUCGUGGGCAACGCCGCCGAGCACGUCACCGCCGUCGUCGUCGCGAUCAAGAACAAGAUGGACCUGGCUAUGGGCGUCGCUAUCGGUUCCAGUAUCCAGAUCGCCCUGUUUGUAACCCCGUUCCUCGUCGUUCUAGGGUGGAUCAUGGACCGGGAGAUGGAUCUGCAUUUCGAGACGUUCGAGACGGUCGCGUUUGCGUUGUCUGUCUUGGUCGUUAUCUACACGGUCCAGGACGGAAACUCGAACUACCUCGAAGGCGCCAUGCUGAUGGCGCUCUACGUCAUAAUCGCGCUCGCGUUCUUCGUCACACCCAGCCAAUACUUCAGUGCCGACUGGGCCGUCGGCCAGAUCGCUAGCAUCUUCCAGUCCGCGUAACGCGCCACUUCUAUAUUCUGCUUCUCUGGGCCGCCGCGGUUCUGCCCUCGAAGGGCGCCUCGGCUCCGCUGACGGCCGUCGAUUGCGAUGGUCUCGUUACGCCCUUAUACUACUUUUCAAUAUCCAUACGUUCAUACCGAGGGGAGCGCGCGCCCCCGUACACGCGCGCGCACGCGCACACACGCACACACAUACACGCAUACAUCUACGAGAGGCACAGAAGCCUGAUACUCCUAACCGACGGCUUCCGCCGAUAUUUCCUUAAUUGUCCAUCGCGAUCAGUGUACAUUAGUAAUCCGGGUCCGAGAGAAAGGGGGUGGGAAAACAAGAAGAGAAAAAUUGGGGCGAAGGGAAGACGGGGAAGAUGGAAAGCAAAGAGGAGAACACCCGACGUAGCUCUUUCGGCGCAAGCUCUUUAUUAUAUCACGGGUGGCCGUCUGCGAUUCUGUUUGUUCGUUUGUCGAUUUCGGUAGCGGGGACUCGGAGAGGAAGACGCGCAGAGAGAGACACGGCUUGCCCACACGCCGCCCGCGCCUCGUUACCCGUGGUAGGGAAAGGAAGGGAAGGUUGGGUAAGUGGGCAGGCAGGUCGGUGUCGUACGCGUCUCUCUCGUCUCGGUUUGAGGUUCCGUUGGGGGGUUGUCAGGG